AUGAGGCGCGCGGUAUCGAAGAUACUACCUUCGUCGAACUCCAAUAGCCACAAUUCCUCGUCGUCGUCAACUUCGUCUUCAUUGUCAAAAUUGGCCCCUUCCGGCUUCACGUCGGGUUUCAAGAUAGACUUUCAUUCGGUGGAUGAGUUCUAUAUCCAGCUAGAUAACCCCCACAAGGUGUGGUUGCCUGGCGAUGAGGUGUCGGGGCAGAUUGUCUUGGUGUCAAAGAAGAACUUGGCCAACAUCAUCAUCACGUUGUCCUUGACCGGGUUUAUAAAGAUCAAUGCUUCUUCUCACUCGAAGUUGAGACCGAUAAAGCACACCUUGUUCGACCACACCAUCAAAAUCUACGGCGAAGAAAUCACCAGCAACUCUCCGCUGGACGAAUACUCAAACGGACUCUUUAAAGGCGAACAUGUGUUUCCCUUUAUCGUUAAACUCCCCAACAAAAAAGUGUUUACUUCCAUCGAUUUCGGCAAGGGCUCCAUCAACUACACGUUAUUGGCCUCGGUUGGCAAUUCUUCCUCGUAUACUGCUGCAUCGGCCAUACCAACACCUCCAAAUGAAAUUUACUCCAAUAGCAACAGCAGCAGCAAUAGCAACAACAAGAAGAAAUAUUUGCAUAACCCGUCAUAUACAUCAGAGAGGUUGAUCAACAUCGUCAAUCCCGUUGACGUGUCGGAGCUACCACGACCCAAGCCAAAGAGACUUAUACUAAGAGACCCAAGAAGUGGUGGCAGUGGUGGCGGUGGCGGCAGCGGCGGUGGCGGUGGCGGUGGUGUAAAUAAUAACAAUAACAACAAUAACAACAACCGAGAUAAGAAACUAAUGAGAACUCAAUCUUCAACUUCAACUAUAAACACAAUCAAUACUUUUGCUACCUUUUCAUCGAACAAUUCCGACCACAAUUCAGUCGACGACCGCAUAUCCGAUCCCGAACAAAACAACCACCACAACCAAGCAAGUCUGGUGUCAAAUUUAGAUAGACAAUUAUCAGUGACAAUAAAUAAACCAGCCGCGACAAUCAAGGCAAUAUUGGAAGUGCCCCAGCGAGGGUACCUAAGAGGCGAAUCCAUUCCGGUUAAAUUGUCAAUCAAUCAUCUCAAAAAGAUCCAGGACUUGAAUGGGAUAAUCGUGACAUUUGUACGAGUCUGCCGCUUGGACAAUGGACCCGACGGAGUGGUGGAAAGCUUUAGAAAAGAUUUGCAACAACUUGUCUUGCCCUUGUAUGUCGAUCCCAACACCCUUAAAUCAGAGAUUCAAUCGUCUUUGCGAGUGCCUGCUGAUGCUUUCCCUACAAUUGUCGGCUGCCCCCUUGUCUCCUUCCAAUAUUUUAUUGAAGUGUUGAUCAAUUUAUCGGGCAAAUCUGUUGCCGUCGACCCUGAAAUAAUGGGCGAGCACCAUCUGCCCGAGGCGACAACCAACCAAGGCAUCAGCUCUCAAAAUCCAACUUCGAUAGAAAACUUUCAAUUCAAUUUCAGCUCUUCAAUGCAUAGCCAAAAGGAGAGGUCGACUUUUAUCAAUACUGACAAGUUCAAGAGAUCCAAAAAGUUUUUGCAAAUCACAACGGAAAUAUGCAUCGGUACCCAUAGGCUGAAGGUGUUGACUUUGGAAGAUGAUGAUUUACACACAGUCCACUCAUCCAUGGACAACAGCUUACAUAGCGGCAGUGGCAGCGGCAGCGGCAGCGGUAUCGGUGGAGCAGGGUCGAGAAGAUCAUCGUCGCUGUUAUCGAACCCAAACUCGCACUUGUCGCCAGCCGUGUUUACCAAUUCGCCUCAAAACCAGAACCGCUCAUCACCACAUCAUGCAAGCAAUAACAAUUUUGCGCACGGAUCCUCGGGAAAUUCGUCGCCAUUAACAAACCACCUCGCUGCUGCUGUUUCGGACAAUAUUUCUGCAAACUCGGCUCAUGGCCACUACCCUCCACAUCCACCCACAACGGCUGCCAUGACCAAUUCUCCACAACGAGUUGCAUUUGACCCAAUCCCAGAGUCGCGCGAGCUCCACAAUUUCGAAACCCCGCCGUACUCGAACCAUGCGCCGCAAGAAAGCGUGCCGAGGUAUACCUCGACCCACAUUCCAUCGACACACAUUUCGAUGUAUCCACAUGGCAUCAAUCCAGCCUCCUCGAUGCCAGCAUCUGGAUCUGGAUCUGGAUCGGGAUUGGAAUUGGGAUUGGGAUCUAGAGCCAUUGCCGAUGACAAUUUCAUGGCCAACAUGCACGAGCAAUCAAACUUGACAGAGAAGCAAAGAAUGCAGCAGCAUGAAAAUAGUCUAUUGCCUUCUGCUCCGCCCGAUAUGGACGAUGAUUUGGAAAUUUAUGAAACUGGAAAUCAAGGUCAAGCUCAAAGUCAAAGUCAAAGUCAAGAGCAGCAUCAUCAUCUACAACAACUUCACGACCAGACAGGCUCUGGUUUCCAUCCUCAGCAAACUGCCCAUGCUGAUGAGGCCACUACUGCGGCUACAUCUAGUGGCGCUGGGGUUCCCUCGCGUCUGCAAUUCAAUUUCUUCACCUACAGCGACACGAGCUCGCCGGGAGCAGCUACAAUUAACCACGUCGCUCUUGCAAACGCGCAACACGAACAGCAAAACCAUGGAGAUACGUUAUCGACUUCAACAGCAAACCACCCGCACGUGCAGCAACAUCAAUUCGCAACUAAUCAGCUCGAACAUGCAUUGUUCAACGAUGACGUCAUUGACAGUGUGCCGAAUUACUCUACUGCGGAACAAGAUCAACUACUUAGCGCCCAUCAUGCGAGCCGCGAAGGACAUUAUCAUCAUCCUCAUCAACAUCCUCAGUAUCAAAACCAAUAUCAGCAGCAAGAAGUCAGCCAUCAUGAUAACGAAGGUGGCCGCCAUUGA
Molecule: messenger RNA, 2865 nt
Organism: Lodderomyces beijingensis
Lineage: Eukaryota; Fungi; Ascomycota; Pichiomycetes; Serinales; Debaryomycetaceae
Source: the annotation of a GenBank genome assembly